UCGCCCUGCAGAGUUGCAAAUCGCAGCGGUGGCAAGCAGCAUACGGCGUGCUCAAACAAACAUAUAAAUUACUUUGACAUUCUACACAGCAACCAAACAUCAUCUGAUUGCCUCGGAGCUCAAGCAACUUUUCGUCCAAUCGUAUAUAAUCUCAUAAUCAGUCUACUGUCUGUUAGGUAGACUACAAAAACAAGGGAAAAUUUUAAAACACGUCGAUCAAAUAAGAACUAGUUGUUUGACCGCGCAGCGCGAUAUGUUGAAGAACAACGUGUUGAUCUUUGCCGAGAAUGUGGUGUUUCCCAAGGGGGAGAUUCGAGAAGGACCGUUUUAUGUGGUUGUUAAGCAGGGAAUGAUUACAAAGAUCUCGAAAGCUGAGUCAACGUUCAGUUCUGUAGCUCCGUGUGAUCGAUGCGACGCAGUCACCUGUCAUCUGCUCGCUCCUGGUUUCGUUGAUAUUCAUAACCAUGGUUUAGGUGGAGGCGAAGACGUACUGGAAUACUGGUCGAAUCCAGACUACACUUGUGCAAAAGCUGUUUCCACUGGUACGACAUCAUUGCUCGCUAGUGUUGUCUUCCCUGAAGGAAAAUACGAGGAAACGAUAUCGCUGUUGAAAGCCCUUGAAAAAAGAGUAGGAUUCAAAGGAAUUGGCGCUGUCCUGGAGGGUCAUGCUGAGGGACCACUAGUAUGUGACUUCGGUGGACUGCCCAGGAACUCUACAGAGCUGGAUGCAACUGGAUUUGCCAAUCUGUUGGAUGCUACUCCGACUGGAUUGAAAAUGAUGACCGUCAGUCCCCAUGUGUCGUCCAAAUCUAGUUACAAUGCAAUGAAAAUGCUUCAUGAGAGAGGCAUUGUUCCAUCACUUGGCCACGACUGUCAGGCGGAUGAACAGGAAAUAUUAGAUGCAUUAUCGGUCAGCAAAACUCAACCGUGUCAUAUAACACACCUCUAUAACGUCUCAAAGUUUCACCACAGAAAUCCAGGUUUGGUAAACUUCGGCUUGCUGGACAAUUACCCCUUGCUGCCGAAAUACGACGAUAUCGUUGCACCCACUGUGGAAUUAAUGAUUCACGUGCAUCCACUUGCUGUGAAGCUUGCACUCAGUAGUCGUAGUUGGGACCAAAUAGCGUUUGUUACAGACUGCAUUGCACACAGUUCCCAAGCACACAAGACGAUCACUUACAACGGACGAGAGAUACGAAUAGACAAGGACAAGAAUGUGGUGAAAAGCUGCGAUGACAACACCUUGGUUGGAAGCUGUUGCACAAUGUUGGAUAUUUUCAAAUCUCUUGUUGACGUAUUGAAUGUACCAGUUGGGAAAGCCUUUAUGAUGCUGUCAGAAAAUCCAGCCAGGUUCGCUAAAUUGAGCAACAUUGGGACAAUCGAGGUCGGAAAAGAUGCGAAUUUGAAUAUGUUUGAUCACAAUCACAACCUGAUGAAGACCUUCGUCCAUGGACGAAUGGCGUUCCGGACAUCACUAUGCAGAAAGAAGAGUGUUGUGUCAACUGAGAGUUUUGAUGAAUCUUUUGGUAAUAUUUAGAAUGGAAACUGAUGAUUUCAAACUGAAACAAACAAGUAUUUCACUGUAUCAAAUAUGUGCGUUGACAAAUCGUGUAAAUAAUUAAUUAAACAAAGUGUAUAUAAAAAUGGUCUAAACGUCUUUACUCAUUGGGUUUUGUAAUGCGAAUGCUUGGCUUGGCGAAUUAUACAUGCAUGGGAGGUGUACUUUAAUGCUAUUAUUUUACCUUUCAGUUUUGUUUAGCCCAAAUAAAAUGUUAGUUUAUUUUUC
Molecule: messenger RNA, 1786 nt
Organism: Dendronephthya gigantea
Lineage: Eukaryota; Metazoa; Cnidaria; Anthozoa; Malacalcyonacea; Nephtheidae
Product: N-acetylglucosamine-6-phosphate deacetylase-like
Biological process (GO): N-acetylglucosamine catabolic process
Molecular function (GO): N-acetylglucosamine-6-phosphate deacetylase activity
Source: RefSeq, a predicted model, not a curated record